AUGUGCACUGUAUGCUCCCGAACAGCCAAUGUCACAGCUGACUUGUUGGGUGCUGAGAGAUGCAAAACAAAGUCCAUCUUAAAUCAUAAACGUCCUCAUUUGAAUACUUCAGCAUCAGAUGGUGCAUCCGUUUCGACCUCGAGCAGCAGUAUCAAGCAACCAAUCAAGAAACGCCCAUGUGUCCAAGACACUAUGACGGAGAGUAUCCUGGACAAUCAUGUCAACACAACACCUACUGGCACUCGUAAAUCCCCAUCUGGGGAAGCUGAUCAAAGUCAGCAUGAUGAAACAUCUAACACCGAAUCAACAACACUAACGAAUAGUGUGUUUCCCGUAGGCUCACUCAGUCCACCUUCAGAAAUAUACGAUGCCUCCUUAGCGAUUAAAAAUGCCGUAAACCACAAUGAUUUGGCAGAUUACGAUGCUACUUGUCGAGAUUCUUCUAUGCAAGACCAACCACAAUUGCCAAAAAAGCUGAGUCCGUAAGUUUAUAUUGCACGAAGCAUUUUUCUUUGGUUAAAUAGGAUGUCUGAAUUGUAAAAGUUUGAGGUUUGAGAAUCAAACAAGAUAUGGCUAUUGCGAUUACUAGUUUGUAAGGUAGUGCAGAUGUAUAUAUAGUUGUUCCCAACUGAGACUUCAGGAAAUCUGCACUCAUCGAGGACAAUCUAGAAUCUGUGUUCAGCGGACAAUGUAUGUAGACGAAAAAAACAUUUAGUCAUCAACACUUAUACAACUAAUCCUACCUUCUAACAACAUGGAUUGUAGUUGUAUAUCUUGAUUUAUUGCACCAUACGAUUUUGAAUGAAUGUUGUUUGUUUGCCUGAAUACGUGUAUUUAAUUGGGAGGUAAUGAUGUUUGGAAAGUGUUUGAUUUAAUUGUCGUUAUGAAAUUUCACAUUGAAAGGAAUAAUUAAAUUUCAGGGAAUGCCAAAGGAAGAACGUGAAAUUAUAUGAAUACAUUAAUUGGCUAUUUGGAUGUAACCAAUGUUAUUUGUCUAAUACUUUGUGUUGGUGCUGACUGAAUUCUCUCAGUCGGGUUUGCAGUAUGGUCACCAAGCUGGGUGACCUGCAAUUACCUUGCACUUCUAGUUGAUAUCAGUUGACUUGUGUCGCUGAACUGUGUGCCUUUCUUGUGCGAGGUGUAUUUUCUACCAAAAUGUUAUGUAAGGAAAUUUUCGUGAUAAUUUCAAAAAAAACUUUUAUUCGUGUUUCGCCUACUAGAUUCGUCUCUGCGUGUAAGAUUACGGUAUUUUGGCUACACCAUUGAAACGAAUUACAACAGUUUCCAACCUACACUCCUAAAUCCAUAAAUCCCUAUUCUCUGUGUAAAUACGUUUGUGAAAAUAUUUCAUAUAUAUUUUACUCGGGUGUAGUUACAUUUCAUUGAAACAAUUUUCCCAAAAUUUCGAAAAAAAUUUAAACCCUUUAUUAAAAUGGGUUCCUGUUCGUUCCUAGGCACCAGCUUUUAUACA
Molecule: messenger RNA, 1471 nt
Organism: Trichobilharzia szidati
Lineage: Eukaryota; Metazoa; Platyhelminthes; Trematoda; Strigeidida; Schistosomatidae
Source: the annotation of a GenBank genome assembly